GACUGAACGGCUCGCCGGCUCCUGCCGACGUGUUUUUCCGGUGGCAGAGCAGCGGAUUACCAGUGCCAGGCAAAAUGGAGCUCGAGGCCAUGAGCAGAUACACCAGCCCAGUGAACCCAGCUGUCUUCCCCCAUCUGACCGUGGUACUGUUGGCCAUUGGCAUGUUCUUCACCGCCUGGUUCUUCGUUUACGAGGUCACAUCCACCAAGUACACUCGGGACAUCUACAAAGAGCUCCUCAUUUCCUUGGUGGCCUCACUCUUCAUGGGCUUUGGGGUCCUCUUCCUGCUGCUCUGGGUUGGCAUCUACGUAUGAGCUCCCAAGGGUUCCAACCAGGCAGCUUCACUGAAUCUCUGCUUUUGUAAAUUAAUUUUUUUACUAUUGCUGGAAGUGUCCCGCCUGCUGCUCACAAUAAAGGCAGAUGUGUGACUGUC
Miniopterus natalensis is the source of this 433-nucleotide messenger RNA. It is a transcript of the gene TMEM258, whose product is annotated as transmembrane protein 258. The record is from RefSeq and is a predicted model, not a curated record. Lineage: Eukaryota; Metazoa; Chordata; Mammalia; Chiroptera; Miniopteridae. Gene Ontology annotation, cellular component: oligosaccharyltransferase complex.